GGGAGCGUUGCUUUCCGGUGGAGGAGAGCCCGCUUAUUGGUGAGUCCGCGCCGGCUGAUUCGGCAGGGCCUGCGGUUGGCCCGGCCUCCUCUUCGCUCUCCCGCGCGGUCCCGGUUGGCGGCGGUGUGGAGCAGGGUCUAGGCCCACACCCAGGAGAUAGGACAUACAGCGACCAGCGUGCAGUAUACAUCUUGUCAUCCAGCCACCACCUGACCCGGUCCCUUUCUCAUAUCGCCAUCAGCCUCCGAAGGCAGAGCACAGCGUGUGUGGAGCGAGAAGACCUUAUUUGUCUAGGAAACCUGCAGGGAUGCUUUCAAGACUGAACUUUUUUACCAUGUUGGAUUAGGAAUAAUAGGUGAGUGAAUCACAGGCGGUGGAAUAUGGCUGGACAAAUAUCGGAAUCGGAGCAGAUCAAGCAGUUCAAGGAAUUUCUUGGAACAUACAAUAAACUUACAGAAAACUGCUUUCUGGAUUGCAUAAAGGAUUUCACUAGUAGAGAGGUUAAACCAGAAGAGAUGACUUGCUCAGACCACUGCUUACAGAAGUAUUUAAAAAUGACACAAAGGAUCUCCAUGAGAUUUCAGGAGUACCAUAUUCAGCAGAAUGAAGCUCUGGCAGCCAAAGCAGGACUACUUGGCCAACCUCGUUAGACAAGAGCCCUCUGUUCAGAGUUUACAAGCAGUGCCACUGGGCAAGAAUGCAUUUUGGAUUUUCUACUGUCGGGAUGUAUCCCCAGCAACUCAGAAAAGAGUUCUAGAUGCUUUUCAGACAGUGGAAACCAUGAAGGUUAAACAAGAAGUUAGUCAUGGUGGACUGGCAAUGGAGUGUGUUUCUGAGGUCCUUUUCACCCCACAAUGUACAGUUUGUACCCUGGUACAAACUUUUCCAGGGCCCACAGACGGGUGUUUAAAUUUCAGGGGUGGCGGGAGGGCUAUACGUCCUUUCUGCUAGGACUGGUUCAGAUGAAAAAAAGUGUAAUGUGGGAAAUACACUUCUAUUUUAUUUUUUUUUAAAUCAAGUAAAAUAAAUGGAAACUCUACA
Calidris pugnax (ruff) is the source of this 1041-nucleotide messenger RNA. RefSeq names its product translocase of inner mitochondrial membrane 9 homolog (yeast) (gene TIMM9). The transcript has 6 exons. The record is from RefSeq and is a predicted model, not a curated record. NCBI's taxonomy places the organism in Eukaryota, Metazoa, Chordata, Aves, Charadriiformes, Scolopacidae. The coding region runs from base 381 to 650 and encodes 89 amino acids.